UGGUGACACACACACUGGUCGGUAUAGCUAGCUCGACCAAAAGUUAACACUAGGCGGAGAUUUAUAACAAUCGGAUCGUCUCCAUUUGACAAUCCGGCGGGGGUGUGUUUGGUUGGUUCUUGCUGGAGAAAAUUCCGGCGUGCCAAGGUCGUCCAACUACGUCGCCGUCGUCGUCUUUGUUUGUUAUUUUCGUCUCCCCACCGCAAUCCCGACACGCCAUCCGCACGCGUAGAUUUUCUUGCAACAACAUCUCCCCCCCAAAAAGUUAUGAGACAACCAAAAUCGAAAUCCACGGUCCAAAAGUGUCGUUAUCGCAGUCCCGCGAUCUAUUUAAACAGUUAUAUAUAUUUCAAAUUCCAAAAGUUAAACGCGUUUACAAAAGCUGAGAACCGUCGAGCUGGAAAAACGUUCAGCACGAGAGACUCGUUUUAUACAACCGAAAAAGUGCGUGACAGUUUAAAAAUAAUUCGAUCGUGUGUGACGUGUGUCUGCUGUUAUCUCUCCCCCUGCACCACUUUCAGCCUGAAAACUUGAGCGUGAAAACACAACGGUGCGCAUGUGUUUCAAGAUGAUUAUUUAAUGACCCAGGUCUGGCAACAAAUUGCUGGAUGAACGAGAGAUACAAUUCGUUGAAACGUUUGUGUUGGUUGCAAUUGCAGACACGAUCGGGCGGCCAUGUCGACUGUCCGGUGGCACUUGUGUCUGGUCUGCGAGUUGUUGGUGUUGAUCAUCGCCGUGUCGGAGAACGUCCGCGCCAAUUUGCCGACCUUCGACGAGGAUUCCAGGAUGAGGAUUCUCCUCCUGCCGUUCGCCACUCGGGCCGGAUCGACCAUCUACCGCGUCCGGGCGUCCGAUCCCGAUUUCGACCAUCCCCUCGAGUUCAGUUUCACAAGCCUGAAGCAUCCGAAACUGUUGUCGCUGGAAAUUCUUCCGUGCGGCAAACAGCAUUCCGUCUGCGAGGCGAACGUCAUCCUGAACGAGGCCGUCGAGUUGGACAAGAUUUACGAAUUGAGUCUGUCGGUUCGUGACACUUCGGGAGGCACAACGACCGUCUUUUGUACCAUUCAGGUCACCAACGCUUCGUCGUCGGCCACCGACUCAUUCCAACAUUUGAACCAGUAUCUCACAGUGCCUGAAAAUUUACCCAGAGAUUCCGUGGUCGACUAUUUUAUCGCGCGGAAAAACCCCAAUAAUAUUCGUGGCAUCCGAGUGGAGCUAAGGAAGACGAGGCAAUCGUGGAAUUUCCGGAUUGCUGAUAAAUUAGCUGGAUCGGAUAGGACCAAUUGUUCCAUUAUCCUUGAACAACCGUUAGAUUUCGAAACUCAAACUGUUCACAUCCUUCGGAUUUUAGCAGUGAACGCCUAUGUCGACAACCGACUAGACACUCGUAACGUGGUGGAAGUGGUCAUCUACGUUUUUGUUAUGGAUAUUCAAGAUACCCCGCCCUUUUUCGUUAGGGCUCCGCCCAUCACGGCCGUAUCCGACAAACUUGAAAUAGGUAAAGUUGUGCUGAGAGUUAAAGCUGAAGACGGCGAUAAGGGUAAUCCGCGUGAUAUUCAUUACGUCAUCAUGGUCGAUAACAAUCCAUUCGCCCCCUUCUUCUUUAUGGAACCGCAAACAGGUGAGUUGAAAGUGAGGAAGAAACUUGUUCCUCUGAACCAAAUGGUGCGCUCAAAAGCACCUUUCCUACUAACAAUAAUGGCUGAAGAGCUCGGGAGUUUAAUUAAUGAGGCCAACACAACGACUACAGUUGACAUUGCACUAAUGGUUGAAGAUGAAACAAACGAUCCUCCUGAAUUCAACUCGGACCGGUAUGUAGCCCAUUUGAUGGAAAACUCACCUGUAGGAACUGCUCUGUACUUUGGAGACGGCCAAAACCCUCAGGUUACUGACAACGAUCAGGGCCACAACGGAAUAUUUUCCUUAUCGUUACUAGGCGAUAAUUCUACAUUUGAAAUUUCGCCUUCUGUGGCUGAAAAUGCUGCCACUUUUACCAUUCGCGUGAAAAAUCCAGCUCUUAUCGAUUUCGAAAAGACCCAACAGCUUCGCUUCAAGGUUGUGGCGGAAGAAGUCCAGCACGGAAGCAACAAGGUCAGCACAUCAGAGGUGAUUGUGUACAUAACGGACGACAAUGACCACAUCCCCGUCUUUGAGAAAGACACUUACAUCGCCGAGAUAGCCGAGCACUCGUCGCCCGGAACAGUGGUUAUCCAAGUCAGAGCCACCGAUACCGACUCCGGUAAAUACGGAACAGUUCGCUACACGCAGCUUCACGGCAUCUUUUCAAAGGCUCUUGUCCUAGACCCCAUUUCCGGAUUGAUCACCGUCGGCUCGGGAGUUUUACUGGACCGUGAAAUUUCGCCAGAAAUUACAGUAACGGUGGAGGCCAGAGAUAUGGAAGGAACUGGCCGUUCAGCUACUGUGCCCGUCAUUAUUCGCCUUUUGGACAUCAACGACAAUGCACCUCAAUUCAUUGGUCUUCCCUACGAAACCAAUUUAACUCCCGAUCUAAGCCGGUUAACUUCUAAAGUUGUUGUACAGGCAGUCGAUAAUGAUACCAGUCCGACUAAUGGGGCGAUCCGCUACGAAAUCGUCCGAGGAAAUUUCGAAUCAAAAUUUAAAAUAAGCGAAUUAUCAGGUGAGGUGACUCUGAUGGCACCAUUGACAUCGACCAAUUUGCCAUCGCUGAUCCAGCUUCAAGUGCGGGCCUACGAUUUGGGUGUACCUCAUUUGCAUGCAGAGACGGUCGUUCAAGUAUUCACGCAAGAAGUUAUCGCCCGCAGCAUUCAUUUUCUGGUGCCAAAACGUAUGGAAUAUCUUCCGGAGAAAGCGGAAGACGUGAGAAGGAUGGAAGUGUUACUGACGUUAUUGACCGGAGCACCCACAACCAUCAACAAUGUCCAGCCGUACCUGGACGAACUUAUCGCUCUCAGCGAAAGAAUCGACAACUUGAAUCAGGACAGCCAAAAGAGCCGAUUGAUCGCCACGGUCCGUUUCCCUCCGCACGCGGCCAUUGUCGAUGUCCAGCGCAUUCGUGACGCAAUGAUUUCGAACGAAUUCGAUUUGAACGGCAGCGGAGUUUCAAUCGAGAAAGAGUAUCGCUAUAAAAACAAUCUUUUAUUGUGGCUCCUGAUUACUUUCAUCCUGUUUUUCGUGGCCAUCAUGAUUUUCUUAGCCAUUUGCUGCUGUUGCCCUGGGUGCUACUGCUACAACGAUCCGAAAAAGAUGGGCCGUUUCGGCGGAGGCGUUCGGCCAGUUAUGGUCGUCGAUGGAAGGAGUGGCCAAGCUUCUGAUUUGACAACUCCAGGCCGGAAGGAAGCUUGGAGUGGAGGGAAAAGGAUGAGUCAGGUCCGGCGAACAACUCGGCUGGGUACUUUACCGGAAGCCGAGUCUCACAGACGUCAAUUCCGCAUUCCCAACAACAACGGAGGGAUGCAACACAUUUACUCGGAAGAGACUGGAAACUCAAUCAAUUACGAUCCAGCACGAGGUGGCCGGCACUACGUCGAAGAAAACGACAUGGAAUUCCUGGAGAUCCAGCCGGAAGACUCUGCCAGUCAUCACGGAGCCGGUGACAAUGCUUUUUACUACCAAAGGAUGGGCAAUGCGGAUGUGAUGAAGCUGGACACGGCCAUCCACCGCCACCGUCGCAUCUCGACCGAUUCUCAGUCGAAAGUCAGGCGGAGUAACAGCGAGCCCAGACUCAACGAGUCGGAAGUGGAUCAAGUCGAGGCCGGCAACUCGUCCAAAUCCAUGAUCAAUUUCCCACAUCGCUCAUCCAUCGAAGACCAGAUGGGUAAUAAUAUGAACUGGCGUCUGGCAACCGAGCCCCAACACCGCAACAGCCUCAACAAAUACGUUCAAAGUCCCAUCCUGGAGGAGACGGACAGCGCGUUAGAGCGGGAAUUACAAACCGGAUCGAGUUUCUACCUCCGACCCAAAGGUCUUUUCGAUUUCCACCACAACGGCGGCCGACACAACGGUGGGCAGCGGCAGUUUCAUCCGUCGGAUGUGGAGAGGGGAGCCAGGCAGGCGUGGGACCGGACGGAUUCCGGGAAUGCCAUGCUGAACGAAGGCAAUGUCCAGCUCAAGCGGCCGGAAAGCUUUUCGAAAGAAAUCAAAGAGCUGGAAAAAGAAUUGCCUUAUUUCAAUAAUCGAUCGAGUUUUCUGCGUCACAAAUUGAAUUUGAAUAAGAAGAACAACAAGAAACAGCCUAGAGUGACAUCCAGCAGCCGGAAUCCCAUCAUGGUGGAUGGAGAUGAGACGGAGAGUGCCAGUAGCAACGAUCGAUCCCAGCGCAAUUCCGGCCGCAAUGCGGCUUCCGUGUCCUACACGAAGCCCAACAAAUUGUUAACUGAAGACGACCACGAUUCCGGAAUUGUUCUCAACCCUCAACAGCAGCAGCAGCUGGGUAACGGAAACAACCGCAGCCGAUUUCUGGAGAAGAAAUCCAUUUUCACCAUCGCUUACGACGAAGUCGCCACAACGAAAAUUCCAUCGGCCACAGACAAUCUCCCUGCGUAACAUUUUGUCCAUUGUUUUGAAAUCUCGUGUGUAUCAUUUGUUAUAUGUGGUUUGGUAAAUGCAAAAUAUUUUGAAUCGUU
Daphnia pulex (common water flea) is the source of this 4604-nucleotide messenger RNA. RefSeq names its product cadherin-86C-like (gene Cad86C). Gene Ontology annotation, biological process: homophilic cell-cell adhesion. The record is from RefSeq and is a predicted model, not a curated record. Gene Ontology annotation, molecular function: cadherin binding; calcium ion binding. Gene Ontology annotation, cellular component: plasma membrane; catenin complex. The transcript is spliced from 18 exons. Bases 676 to 4524 code for a protein of 1282 amino acids. Lineage: Eukaryota; Metazoa; Arthropoda; Branchiopoda; Diplostraca; Daphniidae.